This is a messenger RNA of Suillus subalutaceus, 399 nucleotides long. RefSeq names its product Extradiol ring-cleavage dioxygenase, class III enzyme, subunit B. NCBI's taxonomy places the organism in Eukaryota, Fungi, Basidiomycota, Agaricomycetes, Boletales, Suillaceae. The annotation marks the transcript as partial. The transcript is spliced from 4 exons. The record is from RefSeq and is a predicted model, not a curated record.
UAUGAAUCCCCUUCAACCCUCCUUAUGGACUACUUCGGGUUCGAGACCUAUUAUUAUCGACAAACAUUCGACUCCAAAGGAGACCACACCUUGGUUGAGCGCGUUGUGCAGUUGAGGCAGGACAAGAAGCUAAGCUCUCUGACGUUCGCGUGCCCCCGCAGGAGCCGCGAGUUGGAUGGCCAAACCUCUCCGCCUCAAUUGAACCACGGCGUCUUUGUUCCUUCUAAGCUUAUGUUUUGGGAUGAGAAUGAUUCGUUGACGCCGUCGGACGAUAUGCCCAUCGUUCAAGUGUCCAUCGAGAGGUCUGAUGACCCCGAACAAAACUGGGCGGUCGAAAAGGUCUUGUCGAAAUUCUGUGAAGAGGGAAAUUUCGUUUUAGCAGGCGGUCUGACCAUCCAC